AUGAAACCAUUAGCAGCAUCAGACAGCAAUGGAGUCCCGAGCCAGCAAGAUAAAACCCCGCUCCCCGCAGACUUCAGCAGACUUCACCUGGCCGACGGCUUGCAUCCACAGGUGACCCACGUCUCCUCCAGCCACUCAGGAUGUAGUAUCACCAGCGACUCUGGAAGCAGCAGCCUGUCAGACAUUUAUCAGGCCACAGAAAACGAACCAGGUGACAUGGACCUGAGCGGCUUGCCGGAGACCGCCGUCGACUCCGAGGAGGACGACGAUGAGGAGGACAUCGAGCGAGUGUCGGACCCCCUCAUGAGCCGGGACAUCGUGCGGGACUGCCUGGAGAAGGACCCCAUGGACAGAACCGACGAUGACAUCGAGCAAUUACUGGAGUUCAUGCAUCAACUGCCAGCAUUUGCCAACAUGACCAUGUCAGUGAGGAGGGAACUCUGCGCCGUCAUGGUUUUCGCUGUGGUCGAACGCGCCGGCACCAUCGUUCUCAACGACGGAGAGGAGCUGGACUCGUGGUCGGUGAUCCUGAACGGUUCGGUGGAGGUGACGUACCCCGAGGGCCGGACAGAGAUCCUGUGUAUGGGGAACAGCUUUGGGGUGUCACCAACCAUGGAGAAGGAAUACAUGAAGGGCGUGAUGAAGACCAAAGUGGACGACUGCCAGUUUGUGUGCAUAGCCCAGCAGGACUACUGCUGCAUCCUCAACCAGGUGGAGAAGAACAUGCAGAAGGUGGAGGAGGAGGGGGAGAUCGUUAUGGUGAAGGAACACCGCGAACUGGACCGCACCGGCACCAGGAAAGGACACAUCGUCAUCAAGGGCACGUCGGAGCGUCUCACCAUGCACCUGGUGGAGGAACACUCAGUGGUGGACCCCACCUACAUCGAGGACUUCCUGUUGACCUACAGGACCUUCCUCUCCAGCCCCAUGGUCGUGGGCAAGAAGCUCCUGGAGUGGUUCCAUGACCCCAGUCUCAGGGACAAGGUUACACGUGUAGUCUUGCUGUGGGUGAACAAUCACUUCAAUGACUUUGAGGGUGACGCUGCCAUGACUCACUUUCUGGAAGAGUUUGAAAACAAUCUGGAGAAAGAAAAAAUGUGUGGGCACCUCAGACUGUUAAAUAUAGCGUGUGCUGCUAAAGCCAAGCCGCGGCUGGUGACGCUCACCAAGCCGUCCAGGGACUCUCCGCUGGCCUUCAGCCUUCUCGGAGGUCAGGAGAAAGGUUUCCGCGUCUUCAUUGAUGCCGUGGAGCCUGUGAGCAAAGCAGCUGAUGUCGGCCUUAAGCGUGGAGAUCAGAUCUUGGAGGUGAACGGGCAGAACUUUGAGAAUGUCCAGCUCAACAAAGCCAACGAGAUCCUGAAGAACAACACCCACUUGUCCAUAACUGUGAAAACAAAUCUUCUAGUUUUUAAAGAUCUGCUAACCAGGCCAGAACAAGACCAUGAUUUGGACGGCGAGGAGGAACACGACAGAAAGAACGGUGCACCCCACCUUCCAAAGAUCGGAGACAUCAAGAAGGCCAGCCGCUACUCCAUCCCCGACCUGGCGGUGGACGUGGAGCAGGUGAUAGGCCUGGAGAAGGUCAGCAAGAAAGCAAAGUCCAACUCGGUGGGAGGACGCAACAAGCUGAAGAAGAUCUUCGACAAGACGCUCACCAGCAUCCUGCCUCCUAAACCAUACAAUGACGUUUGCGUGGGCCAAUCGCAGGACGACAGCAUCGUGGGGAUGAAGCAGUCCAAACAGAUCGCUCCAGCUCUGCCCGUCAGUGGAAACCUCUCGUCGUCCAAUCCGGACCUGCUGCAGACUCACCACCGCAUCCUGGACUUCAACAACCAGCCUGAUUUGUCAGACCAGGUAUUACGAGUGUUCAAGGCGGACCAGCAGUCUCGAUACAUCAUGAUCGGGAAGGACACGACGGCUAAGGAGGUGGUGGCCCAGGCUAUCAGGGAGUUCGCCCUGACCGCAGCAGCAGAAGCUUAUUCACUGUGUGAAGUGUCCGUCACACCAGAGGGCGUCAUCAAACAGAGGCGGUUACCAGACCAGCUGUCUAAACUAGCCGACAGGAUUCAACUGAGCGGCAGAUACUACCUGAAGAGCAACAUGGAGACGGAGACGUUGUGCUCCGAUGACGACGCUCAGGAUCUCCUGCGAGAGGGCCAGAUCUCUCUGUUACAGCUCAGCACGGUGGAGGUGGCCACGCAGCUCUCCAUGCGGGCCUUUGAGCUCUUCUGUGCCAUCGAGCCCACCGAGUACAUCGACGACCUCUACAAGCUGCGCUCCAAGACGGGCUCGGCCAGCCUGAAGCGCUUCGAGGAGGCCAUCAACCACGAGACCUUCUGGGUGGCCACGGAGGUGACGCGGGAACCCAACCAGCUGAAACGCAUGAAGAACGUCAAGCACUUCAUCAAGAUCGCCCUGCACUGUCGCGAGUGCAAGAACUUCAACUCCAUGUUCGCCAUCAUCAGCGGUCUGAACCUGGCUCCAGUCUCCAGACUGAGGGGAACUUGGGAGAAGCUCCCCAGCAAGUACGAGAAGCUGUUCGGGGACCUGCAGGAUCUCUUCGACCCCUCGCGAAAUAUGGCCAAGUACAGGAAUGUCCUCAACAAUCAGAACCUCCAGCCGCCGAUCAUCCCCCUGUUCCCCGUCAUCAAGAAGGACCUCACCUUCCUCCAUGAAGGCAACGACUCUAAAGUGGACGGCCUGGUGAACUUUGAGAAGCUGAGGAUGAUCGCCAAAGAAAUCCGGCAUGUUGGUCGCAUGGCCUCCGUCAACAUGGACCCGGCCCUCAUGUUCCGGACGAGGAAGAAGAAAUGGAGAAGUUUAGGGUCCCUAAGCCAGGGUAGUGCCAAUGCGGCGGUGCUCGACGUCACCCAGACAGGCGGGCACAAGAAGAGGGUGCGACGCAGCUCCUUCCUGAACGCCAAAAAGCUUUACGAGGACGCGCAGAUGGCCAGGAAGGUCAAACAGUACCUGUCCAACCUCAGCCUGGAGACGAACGAGGAGAGUCUGCAGACGCUGUCGAUGCAGUGCGAACCCUCCAUCAGCACAUUGCCCAAGAAUGCCGGUGGGAAACGGCCGGACACCUCCCCGGUCGUGUCCAGAGCUGCCAGCCAGCAGAGGGGCCAGUUGGCCAAAGGAAACCAGGCCCUGCAGGUCCCGGCCGUGGCCCUUUACCCAUCCCGAAAGAAAGUGCCAGUCAAGGAUCUGCCGCCUUUUGGCACCAGCUCUCCUCAGUCUCUAAAGAAGAUCCUGUCUCUGUCAGAGGAGGGGAACGAAAGGCACCGGAGGCAGCCAGAGGACACUGUGUCCAACGCCUCCUCCCAGCUCUCCUCCCCUCCCACCUCCCCCCAGAGCUCACCCAAGAAGGGUUACAACAGGAUGGGAGACGCCUACUCGGACUCCGGUCACAGUGAGAUCUCCUCUCGCUCCAGCCUCGUCAGUAACUCCUCUUUCGACAUGGCCCAGGAUGAGAGGAGACUCCGUCACUCCGGGGGAGUCGGGGAUUCAAACAUCGGGGGACAGCGGCUGGAGCGAAGAGCCGCCACUGACCCCGACCAGUACAGCCUAGGGUCGUACUCUUCGAUGCAGGACUGUCGGGGCAUCUACACCGGCUGCCCCACAGUGCUCUCCUCACCCAGUUCAGAGGAGCUGACUCAGGAUCAGGGCGAUCGUGUUUCCCUCGAUGCUGCAGACAGCGGCCGCGGCUCCUGGACUUCCUGCUCUUCUGGCUCCCACGACAACAUCCAGACCAUGCAGCAGGGGCGCAGCUGGGAGACUCUGGCCUUUGGAGGAGGUGGAGGCGGAGGCGGCCUCGGAGGGCUCCCUCCCGGCGGACCGGAGGCCUUGUUAGGGGGGCACGCCGCACUGUGGGCAGCCCAGGCCAGGGGCAGCUGGGCGUCCGCCAGCUCCUCCUCAUCCUCAGCUGCGUACUGGGGAGAGGACUCUGAGGGAGACACGGGCACCAUUAAGAGGAGAGGAGGGAAGGACGUGAACGCCGACGCAGAAACAAGUAGCAUCACUUCCACCGGGUCAGAGGAGGCCAAGCAGCUCGGCCGGCCCUCCCCAUCACCCAUCACCGCCGGGGGUAAAGGCCUACUCUCGCGGAAAGAAAGCCGUUAUCGCGAUCCUCCCCCGACUCCCCCCGGCUACACCGCCCUCACCAUCUCCGACCUCGCUGAAGGGCAGCACCCGGCCCCGUCUGUUCCCACGUCCACGGCGACCCACACAGGCCGCCGGCCGCCAGACUACACCACGGCUCUGCAGCGCUCGCGCAUGGUCACCCAGUCGCCCGACUCCCACCAGGCCCACCAGGGGGCCAAACAGCGGGCGGGCGGCCUCCACCGCACACGCUCACCGGCCGAGGAGCAAGAGGCUCAGGAGGAAGAGGAGGGUGAGUCCUUGUCUUCCAAACUAAUCGCUCUGAGGAAGCCAAAGCCAGUGGCUCAGCACACACCUGAGACUCCCAGACCAUGAGAGUGUGUGUACGGGGUUAACAGGCAGGGCCCCUCUCCCCAAGGCAGAGGAUGAACAGGUGUCGGCGGUCUGAGGGACGACAGUGGACGUCCUUUUGCAGUAAAUUGAAGUCCCCCCUGGUUUGGGGGCAGGAUUUAAGAGACUGACAGACGGACAGACCAAUGGACUCAUCAUCAGUUACGUAUGUGCCUGCCUCCUCCACUUGGCUCUCCCUCCUGAUUGGUGGACUCCUCUGCUCGUCUCCCUCCCCUGCCUUAAAGCAUCAUAGGGGGUUGAAUGACCCUGCAUGCAAAAAAAUACUGUGAAGAAGAGAUGGAGAGAAGGUCAAAGACGAUGACACAAUGCCUGGCACUUUGGAAAAAAGAGACUAGAGUAACCUGACUGGUGCCGGAGGGGGGGGGGGUCGAUCUGCCCACAUACACACAAAACCACAUAGAGCCCGGCCCCCACCCAGUGACAAACCCCCACCUGUUAACACAACAGCAUCCUGACGUGUUGAGCUUCAUCUGCACUUUCUCAUUUUCUACUUUCUGAAAAACGGAACAAAUACAAACAGAACGAGGACGAAGAGAAGCUACGGGCGACUUUACUCUCUUCAACUUCCCCCUAGAUUUCAUUUCUUUCUUUCGUUUUGUUAUUUUCUCUGACUGAUUGCUCUUGGAGGUGGGGGGGGGGCUGAAAAAAAAGAGAGAGAGACCAAGUCGGCCCAUUUCUCUGCCUGGACUGAAACAUCCCGUCUGUUUUGAACAUCCAGUAUUAUCACACGUGAAAGCUUCUCAAGUGUUGGUUCAAAUCAGAGCGAGGAGGAGAGCCUAGUAGGGAGAACCAACAUGCACAGUGUACUGACAUCCCUACAUGCACACACACACACACACACACACACACAAAGUACAUUUUACGUACCAGUACAAACACAAUUCAUUUCUAUAAAAAAAAAAUAGCACUUUCAGCACAAUCCUAGAUGUUACCCGACAUUUGGCCUGGACACCAGGGUAUGAGUGAACCAUAUCUUCCUGUCGUCCCACCUCGGAGCUCCUCUGGUUAUAUCGAAGUCUUUUCUUCACACUGUCGCUUGCUGUUACAUCGAGAGGGAAAUGUUUUGUUACUGGCCUGUGGGUGAUAUCAAAAAAAAAAGCACAGAGGUGAUUGACAACACACUGAAAACUGACUGUUAGUCGAGCUAACUAAAGCUGCAGGAGAGAAGAUUUAAUCCUGGAGGUUUCUCCCGCUGCUGGCAGGAAAGCGUUUGAGUCAAAGUACAAAGCGUGAGCAGUAAGCGAGCGCUCACUGGCGUUAAGUGGCCUCUCGUUCCUUUAUUCUGGCGUGAAGGGAUCACAGACCAACAUCAGCAUAUUUCAGAAGCUGCCAACGUGUAAAUUGUGAGUGUACCUCUUAACUAUCUACCUUUUUACAAACAAUCUUGUACAGAGUCUUAUAAUACACAUGUUUCCCUUCAAGGUAAAAGUAUACACAAAUUCAGAUUGGGCUUUUUUUUUUUCUUUUCUCUAACCUCAACAUAAAGCCACAUUUUGUGAAUGUCCAAAGCGCCUUACGAUGCCAUGAUUGCAUACAUUUCUUUGCAUGGUUGUUCCCAUCACAAAUCACCUUGUUUCAGGAGCCGUCUUGAAUCGAGCAAUAGUGGAGUGAAAUGCCUUAUUCAAGAUACUUCCCCAAGACUUUUCUUUUUUUAUGUUAAGACUCAGUACAAGAUGAAGUCGAGCAUUUCCUUUGUGUUCGCGUGGCUUCGGACGGCGUCAGACGGCUUCAGACUUGCCGUGUAGAAGUUUUUGUCUACACGCAGAGCGACCCUGCACCUCUCCCUCGGCUGCCGUGCUCACAGAUUCAUCCUCAGAAGCUCCUCUCGCCUGUUACGGACAUCAGCUCACUGGACGCUGUAGGUAAAUCGCAAACUCCUGCAUUCAGUUUUCCACCAUAUCUUGCCAUCAAUGGAAGCGACUGAAGAUUUUACUUUUCCUUUUUUCUUUGACUCCGGUGGGGAAGUUGACAUAUGAAGAAAACCUUUUCAAGGCUGCCAAUCAGAACGAUUUAGAAAUCCAAUUGUGAAAAGUGACUUUGUGUUUUCUUCUAUCGCUGAGUCGCACUGAUCACAUUGAUCAGUCUUGGAAACUACAGACUGACAAAAAGAUGAAUGAGUGCAGUGUUUUCCACUGUGGUCUGUGACUAUACACUAAUGAUUUCCUGGGUUUCUUUUUGUUAUUGUAUUUUUUUUUUUUUUGUAAUGGCUGCAGAUAGAUUGUUAAUAAUUUGUUUGUAAUACAGUGGUGACAUGCAUCAUUCACUUUCAUUGAACUCUGAAGAUAAUGUGCAUAUUAGCGGGCCCGAGUCCUAUUUCUAAAAACAAAAAGUUGCACAAAAAUGUACAAGCGUAAAGAUAAGUGUAGUAGGUAGAACUGCUACUCCGUUUGAUGUGUGAUGUCAGUGAGAAAUGUACAUUUAGCUGGUGAUGACCUUCUUUUCUUCAUUCUUUCUUGUACUACUUUGACCUGUAUGUCUUUUAAAAAGACAAUUGGUGGAGUAUGUAUCAGUUGUUUUUGUAUUUUUAAUACAAUAAUUGUAAAUAUUGGUUAUAUUUUUGUUCAAAUGUACUAUGUUUAUGCCUCAACAUCCAGUUUAUAUGAAGCUGGGAAUCAAUAAAUACUGCAUAAAGAAUCAACACAUAGUUUUAAAUGCACUUAUUCAUUUCUUCUGCAUUUCGAUGUCUUUCUUUUUCCGAUUUAGUUUUUUUUCCUUCAGGGGAUUUUUCCCCAGAUACCGUCUAGUGUUUGCACAAGUCAUGGAAGCAACUUGAAAAGUGUAACUCUCAUACUUUUCUAUCUGACCGCAGUGUGUCAGAAUUAAUAAAAAAGAGAUAUUGAAGUC
Messenger RNA from Cottoperca gobio, 7353 nucleotides. It is a transcript of the gene rapgef2b, whose product is annotated as Rap guanine nucleotide exchange factor 2b. The record is from RefSeq and is a predicted model, not a curated record. The transcript is spliced from 24 exons. Gene Ontology annotation, biological process: small GTPase-mediated signal transduction. Lineage: Eukaryota; Metazoa; Chordata; Actinopteri; Perciformes; Bovichtidae. Gene Ontology annotation, molecular function: guanyl-nucleotide exchange factor activity; protein binding. Bases 1 to 4473 code for a protein of 1490 amino acids.